This is a messenger RNA of Saprolegnia diclina VS20, 984 nucleotides long. RefSeq lists its product as hypothetical. The transcript is spliced from 2 exons. Bases 1 to 984 code for a protein of 327 amino acids. Lineage: Eukaryota; Oomycota; Saprolegniomycetes; Saprolegniales; Saprolegniaceae. The record is from RefSeq and is a predicted model, not a curated record.
AUGCUGCGCAAGCGACCUUGCGUGGCACCGAUCGAUGCCGCCCACCCCGCAGUCCUCGCCUCGAUUGCUCAGUGCUUGUCGUCGUCCAAAGACGUCGCAUCGCUCCUCCACGCACUGCCACCUGCUAAUCUGGAUGCGCCAUUGACAGCGCUCCGAACGCUCUUCACGACAACGUCCCAUGGUGUGGACGACUGCCUCUGGCCGCAAAUCUGCAUUGAACACGUUGACCGCCAAUACACAUCGACCGUUCUCGCCGCGCUACCAGUCUUUCGCUCGAUUCGUAUUGAGCAUUGCGACAGACUCGACGCCAAUUUGCGAGCUGCCAACCCUGACACCGAUGCUUCUUCGUUCAACCCGACGAUGGCACUGGCUGCCAAGUGGGGUCACAAGAUCACGUCGAUCUACAUACCAACGGUGCUGAACUGCCACACCAACGCUGAGCUCGCUAAACUUCUGAGUCUCUGCACGGGUCUCGACCACAUGCAUGUGAAAGUCGAGGAGCCGGAUCCUGCCUUCAUCGACGCAGUCGCCAGCGGGAUGCAGUAUGUCACGCGACUGGACCUCAUCGGGAUGGACGAAUUCGCGUUCUUGAGUGAAAGCUGGCUCCCGGUCCUGGAGGCGUGGCUCGCCUUGGGCAUUGCACAGCACCUCGGGCUCAAGUUUUUCGAAUCGGCCGACGACACUCGGCUGGCGCGGGCCAUCGCCGCCACCGCAUCGCUCACGAGCCUCGAGCUCAACGAUGCUGACAGCGUUGUGCAAAGCCUUUUGACUGCAUCGCUCUCGACUACUGCGACGUCACCGACAGUGGCCGAGGUGGACUCGUUUGACGUGCUUUUGGAGGCGCUCACCACGUGCUGUGGUGUCUCUCUCGAGGUCGUCGACGCCCGCUACAAGUGCAAGGAAGUUGCCUAUUUUGCGUCAACGCUGCAGCUACGACUCGGAGACUAUAUUGACAAUCAUGAGGUACACGUUUACAGCCCGUAA